CCUUUCUAACCUUUUUUUUUGUCGUUAACCUAUCUUCUAAAAUAUUGAAAAAGUAUGUGUGAAGAAUUGAAAAACCAAAUAAUUGAUCAUUUAUUGACGAUCGGAUGUUGUAAAUAUUGUUGCUUAAGGUAUUUAAAUAUCCGCAAGGAGGAUUCUUAUCUAAAUAUAGAGCAGUUUAUGAGUGAUGUAAAAAGUAGUGAAGAGACUAUAAGCAUAAAAAGAGUAAGACCAAACCCUUGUAUAGCAUGCCUUGGAUUAUUACAAGACUUUGUGAUAGACGAAAUAAUACAAAAUGUACAGCUUAAUACUGCAGCGGAAUAUGAUUCAAAAACGUUUACAUGUUCAGUUAGUAUGCCCGUUAACAUACUUCUCAGAGAACACUUGGUUAAGAUUGAUUUAAAAAGGAAAUUUCCAGACUUUUACAAAGAUGACACACAAGAAACACAGUUGAAUAAGAUUUGGAAGGUUGUAAUUAAAAAUAAACUUGCAUCAAAGUUAAAUAAGACCUUUCAAAAUUCAGUCAUUUGUAAUUUUUCAGUAAAUAUUAUUUUGGAUUAUGAAGAUGAAGAUCAAGAGUUAAAAUUGCUUCAGAAAGCUGCACCCAAUCACUUUAAAACAAGGACACAGCAAAGGAAAAAGUAUUCUGGAGAAAUAUAUACAAGAAAAGAUAUAUUGAACCUUUUAAGUGAAAUCAAAGAUGAUAAUAUCUUAAAACAUUGUCCUGUACCCCCAGAAGUUCCAUUGAAAUGGUUGAAGUGUAAAUCAAUAGAAUGCAAACACAACCCAAUUUAUUUUGCAGGUAGAUACUGUAAAUAUUCAAGAGAACUGAGUCAAAGUCCAUGGAUAAUUGAUGGAGUAAAGACCAUGGAAACUUCAGUUCAGGAAAUAAUUUUCAAUGAAAUCCAUAAAAUAUUUGGUAUUCCAUUAAAUAAUUUAAAAUUUACUGCCAGUGGUAGAGAAGACUGUGAUGUUCGAUGUUUGGGAAGGGGAAGGCCUUUUUACAUUGAAAUUAAUGAUCCUAGAGUAACUGAAUUUAGUUUUGAACAAUUUAGAACUUUGGAGAAAGCAAUAAACCUUUCAAAAAUGAUAAAAGUCCAAGAUUUGCAGCCCACUGUUAGAGAAGAUCUAUGCCAAAUAAAAAAGGGUGAAGAAACCAAGACAAAGCAAUAUAUUGCCCUUUGUAUAGUUGAGGGACCAGUUUCUGAUGAGAAAAUUAACAUUUUGAACCAAUCAGCUCCACUAGAAAUAUUUCAAGACACUCCAAUUCGUGUGUUGCAUAGGAGACCCUUGGCAACAAGAAAGAAAACUAUCCAUGAAAUGAAAGCUUCAAGAGUCCCUGAAAAAGACAAUAUGUUUAAGCUAAAUGUUGUGACACAAGCAGGAACAUAUAUUAAAGAGUUUGUUCAUGGUGAUUUUGAUAGGACAGUUCCAAAUGUUUGUUCUCUUAUUGGCAUGGAAGUUGAUAUACUUGCUUUAGAUGUAAUCGCGAUUAAUUUAGAUUGGCCAAAGCCAAUAAAUUAUGAAAACGGUACUUAAAUAAAUUAUUUUUGUAA
Molecule: messenger RNA, 1553 nt
Organism: Agrilus planipennis (emerald ash borer)
Lineage: Eukaryota; Metazoa; Arthropoda; Insecta; Coleoptera; Buprestidae
Gene: Pus10
Product: putative tRNA pseudouridine synthase Pus10
Exons: 1
Coding region: 55-1536 (493 amino acids)
Biological process (GO): tRNA pseudouridine synthesis
Molecular function (GO): RNA binding; pseudouridine synthase activity
Source: RefSeq, a predicted model, not a curated record